Molecule: messenger RNA, 783 nt
Organism: Teleopsis dalmanni
Lineage: Eukaryota; Metazoa; Arthropoda; Insecta; Diptera; Diopsidae
Product: neo-calmodulin-like
Exons: 2
Coding region: 197-646 (149 amino acids)
Molecular function (GO): calcium ion binding
Source: RefSeq, a predicted model, not a curated record
UUUGAAAUUAUAAACUACAGAACGAACAUCAGAGUUUGUUCAUCGCAUAAAUAUAUUGUCAUAUAUAUUUUAAUAACUCGUCUUUAAUUGUACUUUCGUUUUAGAAAUCAGAAUACUAUCUCCACGGCUGAAUUGCUUUGUAUAAGCAACUGUUUUUUGUAAUCAUUUGAGAACGGGUUCUAUAGAAAUUUUUAAAAUGCCGACUGAUUUGACCAAAGACCAAUUAGAUGCUUUUAAAAUCGCUGUGGAGCAAUAUCAAGAGAAUGGGACUGGCACAAUUGCUACUAAAGACGUAGCAGCCUUUUUAGUGACUUUAGGAUAUGACGUACCUGACGAGGUACUAACCAACGCUCUUCACGAAAUAGAUCCUGAUAACAGUGGUCUCAUUGAAAUGCAUACUUUCCUUUCUAUGGCCAUAGCUAAGUUUCAGAGCUACGCGCGGGUCGAACAGAUACAAAAGCUAUUUGAUAUUUUAGACACCAAUAAGGACGGCUAUUUAACACCGCAAGAGAUGCGUCGCGUAGCUGAGAUCACUGGUUUUGAUAUAAGUGACGAAAAAAUCAACGAAAUGGUUCAAAUCUUGGACGUGGAUGGUGACGGUAAGGUAAGCUUUGAGGAAUUUUCCACACUAUUUAAACGCAUGUAAACCUUCCUAUAAUUAAUAUAACCCAUCCAAGUCCACAAUUUAAAAAGACAGCAGACCACUUAACACCAGGUCUGGUAAUAACCAAUAACGCAUACAAAAAAACUGAUAUACACCAGCAAAGCCAAGCAAAGCCAAGU